AGUUUUUUAUCACCAACAAUGACAAAUACAGUAACAGGACCUAUUGCUAUUGUUGAUAUGGGAUCUAAUGGUAUUCGAUUCGGCAUUGUUAGCAGUUUAUCAAGACAUUUACCUGUAGUUUAUGAAGAAAGAGCUCCUAUCUCAUUGUUAGACGCCCAAGGGGAAGAUCGUACUAUACCGUUAGAUACAAUUCACGAAGUAGUCAAAAGUUUUUUACGCUUCAAGGAAUUAUGCAAGGAUGCCAACGUUCCUCUAUCCAAUGUACGUGUACUUGCUACGGAAGCCACUCGGAUUGCAACUAAUGCUACGGAAUUCAUGGAUAGUAUCUUUCAAGCUACUGGUUGGACUGUCACUUUAUUACCAAAACAAGAAGAAGCUCUGGUCUCUGCUUCUGGGAUCGUAGGUUCUUUUUAUACUGUCAACGGUUUAACCUCUGAUUGUGGUGGUGGCUCGGUAGAACUCAGUUAUGUUAUGUCUGAUGGAAAUGGUGUUAGUACUGCUCAAACUCCUGUGUCUUUACCAUACGGUGCAAUGGCGUUGAAGAAAAGAUUACAACAAUGUGAAGGCAAGAAGGAACGACAAGAUUUAUACCUUGAAGUGGAAUCUGCAAUACGUCAAGCUUUAAAAGAAACCGAACCACCAAAUCAAUUGAAACACAAGGAUGGAUACGAAAUUUAUAUGAGUGGUGGCGGGUUUAGGGCUCUAGGAUAUCUAUCUAUGGCAAGGAAAUCACACAAAGUACGAAGUAAAAGCAACCACAAACAUAGUUCACGUCAACCUGAUUAUCCCAUUCCAAUGAUCAAUGGAUACACUAUCACUGGCAAAUCUCUCAAGAAACUCGUACAUCGAUAUAGGGACAAGAAAGCUGAUCAAGUCAUACGCCAAGUACAAGGAUUCCGCAUCUCGAAACGACGAGCUGAAAUGAUGCCUGCUGUUUGUCUUUUAGUAUCUGCUAUGCUGGAAGCCAUUCCUAUCCGACAAGUGCAUUUUAGUGAAGGUGGUGUUCGCCAAGGUAUUUGUUAUCAAAUGCUUUCCAAUCAAGAACAAUCUAAGGAUCCUCUACUUACUGCUGUCAAGGAUUAUAUCUCAAAGUCGGAUUUUGCCCUGAACGAAGAAGAAUAUCAAGCUAUCUUUGAUGUACUGAAAUCAGCUCUACCUUCUCCUUAUUUAGAAACAACUCAUCCUUUACAGCUUCAUCGUUUGUUACCAGCCGCCAUUCAUCUUGCCAAUUUGACAUCACAUUAUCCAAAGGAAUCAAGGGCCUUUGUGGCUUUUCAUAUCCCUCUUCCAAGCGGUCCAUUGGCCAAUGUCCCUGGACUAACUCACAAGGAACGUGCAACAUUGGCUCUUCUUUUGGCAUAUCGUCAAGGUGGUGCGGUACCUGAUCCGAUCUUUUACAGAGUGCAACGACUGGUGGGCAAAAAAGGAAUAUCGGUUUGCAAGUAUCUUGGACGCCUCAUGGAACUCAUUUAUUCUGUAUCGCCAUUACAUCCUGGGGUAGGCGUGUUACGAAGUGGAUUGAAGUUCAGUACAGUAGUAACCGAUGCAAUUGCAACUGGAAAUAGUGAAGAUGAAUGUACCAGCAACAACGAUGAGAAUGAAUCAGCGAUAAUACAACCAUCUGACAGCAACAACGAUGAUGAUGACGAUGAUGAUGAUGAUGAUACUGAGGAUGACAACAUUCAAGAUAAGACACUAUAUCCGUCAUUAAAACUUCGUAUCCAGCUACCUUCAACACCAUCCACAUACCUUGAUGCACCAGCUAUACGAUCAAUGAUUGAAAAUUUGGAUAAGAAAGUCAACACAAGGAAAUUUGAUAUUGAUGACGAACAGAGGCGUCUUCAUUGUCCCACAUUAUUCUCUGUAGAUAUCUCACAAGGAUUAGUUUAGUUUUUUUUUUUUUUU
This is a messenger RNA of Halteromyces radiatus, 1905 nucleotides long. RefSeq names its product Ppx/GppA phosphatase family-domain-containing protein. The transcript has 2 exons. Bases 19 to 1890 code for a protein of 623 amino acids. The record is from RefSeq and is a predicted model, not a curated record. Gene Ontology annotation, biological process: regulation of transcription by RNA polymerase II. NCBI's taxonomy places the organism in Eukaryota, Fungi, Mucoromycota, Mucoromycetes, Mucorales, Cunninghamellaceae.